GUCCAUGCGCUGAGAUGCUGUGCUUGUUGGUAAUGUAACAAAUGAAGUUAUCUCCAGCUGCGUUGUGGAGAGCAGACGUUGGUUAGUUGGCUAGCUGUGUGGUGGUGCAAGGCGUUUUCUGAGACCGCAGGAAACAAGGACAGGGACUUCAAACGCACUGGAGUAUGGAAUAUCUGGACAUUUUGCUAAAACAAUUCUGUAAAGGUUUUUCGAAGCAUAGAGUUCUCAUGGCGGCCCGUAUUCACUGUACGUGUAAUCUUUUAUCACUCCGUGUAGAUAUAGUAAAAAAUACGUAAGGUUUAGAGGUACUAGCUGCCUCGUUUAAGGUUGAGGUAGUCGAAAGUUCGUCCGAAACGUCUGUUAUGUUUACUAUUUAAACACAGUGUUUACCCAGAAGAAGUGAUCUGAAGAAUGUGACAGCAAGUUUCUCCGAAACGUCAGGUCCGAACUCUGUUCGUCAGUGGCCUGCCAAUGGAUGCGAAACCCAGAGAGCUUUAUCUUCUCUUCAGGGCUUAUGAGGGUUACGAGGGAUCGUUGCUGAAAGUAACAAGCAAGAAUGGCAAAACAGCAUCACCCGUGGGAUUUGUGACAUUCAACACGCGUGCAGGAGCGGAAGCAGCGAAGCAGGAUCUGCAGCAGGGCGUCAGGUUCGACCCCGACAUGCCCCAAACGAUCCGCCUGGAGUUUGCCAAAAGUAACACGAAGGUUAGCAAGCCUAAGCAGCAAGCAACUGCAGCCACCACGCACCCGUCUCUUAUGCACCAACUUACAGGACAUAUGGGGACUCCUUUCUUUCCGGGGGCUCCUGAACUCUGGCACCAUCAACUGGCUUAUUCUGCGGCUGCAGCAGCAGCAGCGGCAGAGUUACCGGGGGCAGCGCUACAACAUGCCACCUUGGUCCACCCCGCGCUGCACCCCCAGGUCCCCCAGCCCCCUCUGUCCAUCCCUCAUCCGACGGCAGCACUAACGUCGAUCCACGCAACGCUGCCACACUUCUUGCCGUCGCCUGCUCUGGCAUCGCCUGUCGGUUCAUCCUCGUCUCAGCCGGGCGUCGGGGUGAGCAAUGCGCCAUGCUCCACCCUGUUCGUCGCCAACUUGGGCCAGUUUGUGUCAGAACAUGAGCUCAAGGAGAUCUUCAGCAGUUUCCCAGGCUUCUGCCGCCUCCGCAUGCACACCAAGGGCGGGUCCCCGGUCGCCUUCAUCGAGUACCAAGAUGUACGUUUUGCUGCGCAGGCCAUGACCACCCUUCAGGGCUCCUUCCUGCUCUCCUCCGACCGUGGCGCCAUUCGUAUCGAGUACGCCAAAAGCAAAAUGGCCGAGGGACCCAAGGGAGAAGAAAAUGGACAAUUUUAAUUAUCCUUACUUACAACUUAGCACUUGACCUAGGCACCAGCUUUUAGUUGGAAUUGCCUUGCCAACAUCGCUACUGAGCCGUCAUACAGCAGAGGAAAACUCCAACCUAACAUCAAUAGAAAUGGCAUAAUACUGCCACUUAUGCAGUAGAUUAAUCAUUGAAAUUAUGUAUUAUUUUCUUCUUUCUUAGUUAUUUGCUUUCAUACUGCAGACUGGUCUGUCAGUGUAAUAAUUGUAACAUAAUAGUUAAUUAUUAAUAACAAGAUAUAAUAAAUUAUUAUUAAUAGCAAGGAAGGUCAACAUAUUGCAGAAUAAACAUUUUUGUACAGCCAAAGCCAGUGAUUUCAUGCCAUCGUGAUAAGGUUUUCAGUUAGGAUAUUACAUUGCUUUGAAGAGAAAAAUAACAAUCAGUGCAAUGGAAUUAUAAUUUCAGGUGAGUUUAGAGAACAUUAACUAAUAGUAGAAAGUUAAUAUAGCUUCUUUAAGAAGGAGUAUUAGAAUUAUUCACAAAAUCUGGGGACAUGAAAAAAAUACAUCCUGUAAUAAUAGUGCUGAAAGCCAUGCCUCAACGUGGCAGUAUAUUCCUAGAGAGUUAUGCUAAUAACAAAGAGAGUUUUGCAGAGGCUUGAAACCAAAGGUGCCCUACAUGCUAUGUUCUAGAUUUAAUUAUUAAAACUACAUGUAAAUGUAUUGUACUAAUUUUACAUGAUGAUGAUGAUGAUGAUGUCUGUUUAGUCCAAGUAAUCUUGACUCUUGGAAAUGAAAACCAAAUAUUGUACACUAGUUUACUGUAUGUUCAAGUGUGCAGUUAGAGGAUCUUGUUGUAGGUUACAACCAUUAGAUAGAAUAAUUAUCAUCAAUAACAGAGGUGACUUUGUGUUGAUUUGAUUAGAUUUAUUUAAAUAGAGAUGUAUACUUUUGGUUUGGCUCUCCUAAUAUAUUUAUUAUAAAUAGCAAUAAAUUCUCGUGCUAUAUCCAAACUGAUAGGAGGAGGAGAGACGUUGUUAUUUUUAAAUGUAUCAUGAAAACCAAGCUCAGAAUAUGGGUCCUACCCAUGCUGUGUCAUCCCUCACGGGCAGCAAUACAGGUGCAGGAGGGUGGACGCAGGAUACCAAAAUGAUCUAUUCAGGCAUAUCAUAUGAACCAUAUCAAAACCAGUGCUUUCUCUCACCUCCUCCUAUCAUCAUAUAUUUAAAAACCAAUGUAGUUUAAAUCAGUAUCUUGUGAACAUUAGUUUUAGGCAUUUUGCCAAAUUUUCUGGGGUAAAAUGUGAUGCGUACUUUCUAUGGUAGAAUAAUAAUUUGUAUAUAUCAUAUCAUUACUUUCAGUGAGUGUAAUAAUAUUGUAAUUCCUGUGACUAAAGUGACCACCUGUCUCUAGAUUAUAGCUCAUUUGUGUCAGCAGUUUAGCCUACUGGAUAUUUCCAAGAAAAGGUGGACAGAAAUUAUGGUACAGUUUAUUCAACUUAAUUUUUACCUGCAGCUUUAAAGAGUUCUCCUUAGGUGGUCAAAUAUUAACAGUUGAGGUUGCACCCAAUGUUAGAUUUGUACCAACUGUAUACAUUAUGUAUGUACCAAAGCCGAGACUGAAAGCUUCAGGUCUUAAGGACAAUCUAAAGGAAUGCUGAAGUUAAAUAUAAGAUGGUGGACAGCAAGAUGGAAAUACUGUGAACAAGCACCAUGCAAACAUACAAAUAAGGAGAGAAAAUUAUAGUGCUGAAAUUCAUUACAGAUGGGAAUAUGAUUUCUAUUUGUUAAUAACUUGUAGAUUCUUAUAAGAAAAGAAAAAAAGAUUUAUAGACUCUUAUUAGUAGUUGCUUUACGUGUAAGGUUGAUGUGAUAUAAAAUUAUGAGAUCUUUGGUAAGGGCCACUGGAGUGGGGGUACAGAUUUGGGAAUGUACUGGGGCACAUGUGAACAGAUAUUUUGUAGUCUUUGCUUUGCAUAUUUUAGUAACUUUAGCGAAGAUAUCUGAUAGAAAUUAAUAUAGAAAUUUAAAGUUUAAGGUUCAGAGUUAAAAGUUAUGCAUACCAGUACAUGUUCCAUUCUGAAGCCUCCUCUCACAGGUCCAUUUUGUAUGCAGAUUUAUCAGAUCUGUUUGCAUUGUGUAGACCCAGACACAUUUUUCAUAUGAUACAAAAUUACAUCAGAUAAAAGGUUGAAAACUUUAUAAAGUAUUGAUUAAUCUGAUGAGCACUUCAAAACAUAUGUUCACAAUAUAUGGCAAGAUUAAACUGCAUGUUAAAUAAAAUGUCUGCAUGAUCAUAACUUGAGACACAUGCAUAAUGAGGACGUCAGUGUUACCCGUUAUCUUAGUAAACAAAUCCAUGGUUGAAAUCAUAUUUUAAAUGUUAACCGUCUAAUUUUCCCUCCAGAAAAUGAAUAAUUAAGAAGAAUGAUGCUGAUGUGGUUCUGCACAGUGCAACAGAUCUAUUCUGGAAACUUUCCGUCCAUUGUUUGUCUCUACUGAAGACAAAACGCAGCUCAAUGCUACAGGGGAGGGCGGGGGCAAAUCAGCAUAAAUAAACAUAUCAGCUUAUCUGUUACGCAAUCCGAACCUUUUGAAUGUCAUUGUUUGUUCUUGUGUAUUUGUUUGUUUGAAUACCGCAACAGAACUAUACUCUUGUAAUAUAAAUGCUCGUAACACUUAUUGUGUGCGAGAUUGCAGUUUAAAUGGGGCUCAAAGGGUGGAGGGAACAUGACAACAGGACGAUUUUGUUCAUUGUCUUUGCAGCUUUUUCAACUGAUGAUUGAAAACUGUGCUUAUAAUAAAUAUAUAUUGGUUAAUGGUAAUAUUUUUUGUAAUGUUUUCUUGGGGAUAAUUUUUAAAUAGACUGCAGAACAGUAUUAUUACUUACAAAUAUAUGUUUAAUUAUUUCCAAAUGUGUUAGUACAAGAUGGUAUGUUGCCUCUUUUAUUCAGGGUACUUAACACGUUGCGCGUGGUUGAAAAUGUGAGUAUGCAUGAUUUGCGUGUUCAUUGCAAUCUAAUAAUUGAUGAAAGAAGGGUAUAAACUAAUCAGGGCUAAAACUGAAAGAUGAUAAAAGUACUGCCUUAUUCUGCUCGAGCUUUGUCAGGCAACAUUAUAUAAAUAGUGAGUGCGUGUGUGUGUGUGUGUUCUCAUGUUAUUGUGUGGUGUAUUCUGUGUAUUGCAAACUUCUAGCUAUAAUACAUUGCUCCCUUUAUCUCAUUCUGAAUGACUGAAGUUUCAUACUAUGGAUGGAAGGAUUUGUAAUAUGUGAUUUCUAUCAAAUAGAAAACACUACGUUACUCGCUUUGUUAUGUAUGACAUCCUAUAAUUUAAGAAUUUUUCAUUUCGUCCAGUGUUUUAAUUUCCUAGAUAAAUAGUGGGAAAAAAAAUGAAAAAUGUUUCUCAUACCACAUUAAUACCCAUCCAUAUUGAUAUCUUAGAUUUAGUAUUUCUUUUACAUUAAUUUUCAGUUACUGUGGUUUAUAAACAUUAACUGAUUUGAGUGCCUGCUAAAGAUUUGUUAUAUUGUAGAAGCCGCAAGUCUUUGAGCCCCAAAACUGUAGAAUCUUGUUGAGUCCUUGAUGUGUUUUAGAAGUCAUAUGAAAUGGUAGUAAAAGCAGGUAUAAUGUGAUAAUAUUAAUGGGAAAAACUGUAUAAAAAAUAUGAAAAACUAGCCAUUCUCGCCUUCUCUAAUUAACCUGCUUUAGAUCAUAGAUUAAAAAACAUCACUUUCUAAACAUAUCAUGAUCUGUGCCCCCUUAUCAAGUGACAUUCUUAAAUUCUAGCAAGUAAUUGUUAACUAAAGCAAAGUUUGAUAUAUAUAAAAACAAGAAUUUACAAAGAAAUAAAUCCUUUUGUGAAAAGAUAAGGAUUUUGAUGAAUUUCCUAUAAAAAUUAAUGUAAUUAUUACUAUGUAUUACUACGUAUAUAUUAUAUUUAUGGGUUUUUAAGUUUGUUACUAAGGUUUGGCAUAUCACUGUAUGAUAGUGCAUGUAUGUGUGUGUGACUGUGUGUGUGUGUUGAAAUAACUAUUGCAAUAUUUUAUUUGAAACAGAACAGAAAUAUAUACACAUAGUACUUGUCUCUUUCUCCAUGAAAGUAGAGGAAGCAAAAUGUAAUUCUUCUCUCAUAUGAUUUUAAGAGCUGCUUAAUUGUAACCUUGGUGUCAUAUAACUAAGGAAAUAAUAUACCAUUGAAAUGUUUCCAGAAAUAUGUUUGAAUUUUAAAUCUCAUCAUUUGAAUCUACACAAGAUAAUGUCUGGGGGCAUCACUGCUUUAAAGUGACUGGAUGAUUGCAUUUUUCUUUGUACUAUGAAAAAAUAACUGAACAUAACAAAACUGUCACUAGCAUAUGGUCAUAUCCACCAGGUAAUGAACAUGAUUUGUCCUCUUUGACAGAGUGUGUAUGCCUGAGUCCACUAAGCCUUCAUUUCUCCAGUGAAGAAAUUUAUUACUUUAAAAUCAAUUGUAAAUAAAUUUCUACUUUAUGGAGUUUAUUUAAUUUAUAUUAUUUUCAAAGUACAAGGAUUUCAUUCAGUACAUGUCCCAGUAAUGGAUACCAUUUACUACACUGAGAUCAAGUUUUCAGACUUGGAUAUAAGUCAUAUACCUGUAAUUGUAGAUAAAUGUGGAAAUCAUUGACUGAAGCAACAUAUGCCCUAUAUCAACAUCAUUUAAAAUCACAUUACUACUAUAUUUCAUAAGUAGCGACUUUUCAUUGUAUGUUGUUUUUUUUCUCACUGCAGAGCAAAUAAGAAAGACUGUUUAAUGUGGAUUAUGCUCUUCUGGGUUAUGAAACCAUGUAAACAUGUAGGUAGGUAAAGUGGUUUGGAAGAAAGUAUAGCCUCCAUCUUCAGGUUGGAAGUUGUAAACUACCUACAUGAUUUACAUGAUGCCACAACAUAAAAAUCACCGUCCAGGUUUUCACUGUGGCGCAAACCUUAAAUUUCAAGUCAUUAAUGUGUUUCAUACACGUAAAUGUUCCCGACAGUACAGCUGUACAAACACUCAGUAUUAAGAAGGUAUUGUAAAUAGAAACAUAACAAUGAAAGAAAUAACAUUACUUUAAUGAAGUACAGUGUCCAAAGUGUUACCAUUUUACAAGACAUUAUAUAUGUUUCAUAUCAAAAUUAAUAUAUUGACAAAGCUUCUGUAUAUUCUUUGCUCAUUAGUUUUAAUUCACACAGAUUUCAUAAAAUCAUUCUGUCUAAGUAUUUUAUUUUAAUUGGUGACACAUUUUUAUCCAAGCAUUGUAGCAAUUUAACAAGCACAGACUUAAAAAGAUGUAACAACCUCGUUAAGUACUGUAAUUUCAAGACAGGUCAAAGGUUGUAAAAAAAAUACUCAUCACAAUAAAUAGGCCCAAAAUUUAGACAUGAAAGACAUUAGAGACAGAGAGUUGUGGAUGCUACAAAGACGAUUUCUUAACUCUGGUUUGAACUUCUGUAUUGCAUAAACUGUGGUCCUGACAUAUAUUUUUUUGUUUGUACAUGUCCAAAUUCUAUGCUAUUUGAUAGUAUUACUAUACUUUCAUUUAAUAUUAGCCAUUUUUCUGUCCAUAUUGGCAGCAAGGCAUCCAUAAAACAUAUAAAAAGAUCAAAACAAUAAGAAAUGAUAAUAUGAUUAAGAUAUUUGUCAAAAAUAAUUAGUAACUGCUUUUCAUUUUUUAUUAUCCAUUUAUUAUUAUUUCAUGUUCUGUAAGUUUAAUCUUGCCCAUUAUUUACUAGCUAGGGUCACAUAUUUUGAUUUAUAAAAAUAUAUUCUCAUAGUCAUCUGACCACACUUCAUGGUUAGGAUUUUUUUCUUCUGCUGUUCCUGAAAAUACCUUCGUGUGUCUAUGUAACUUCAUUUUUAAACCCCAUAUUUAUAGCACUUUUAGAGUGCUUUGAUAGUCGUAUCAAACAGAGAACCAAAUACAUACAAGCAUACUGUGAUAUGAUAUUAUUUUCAGGUUCACAUUUGCUUUGCCCUCAUAGAAGAUUAUCAAUGCUUUUAAUUAAUAUGAACUCCAUUUUUACAUCAACUUUAAAUGCAGUAUUUGUUUUGUUCAAUAUAUCUGAUUUAAGAAUACAUAAUUAUAUUUUUUUUUCAUCUUUAGACCAUUAUUAUAAACUAACUUAUUUAUUCUUUAGAUACAUGUGUAGUAUAAGUUAAGACCUCAUAAUUACAUCCUCGGGAUUAGAAACCAUACAUGUUGUCCAGAAUUGAUGCAAAAAAUCCUGUAAUAAUUGUUACUGGUUUUAAAGUUAUUUUUCAACAUCUACAUGGAAGAAGUAUUAUAUCACAGAUUAUAAGGUAGAGUCAGAUAUAAAUUUGGUUUAAGUCCUUUUAGUUGUCUUCAUUUGCAAUGUACAGUAUUAAAGGGAAUUACAGGGUAUAAGCAGCAGAAAAAUCUGCAAAUCACUUGCAGAGUCUCUACGUUGCUUUCAGCUGUCUACGUUCAGUACAUUAGUUUCAAAGUGCUCAUCACACACUUUGUUCAAUUUCUUCUUUUACAGUAUCUGUCUCCUUCAGCAUUGCUACUUAACAACAUGUAAAAGGUUAUCUGAGAUCCUGAAAAGCAUACAAAUAGGAGUUCUUUCAGCUUUCACUGCAGGAUCAUUCCAGGUUAAAGGUCUUUUAAUUAUACCUGACAACCAUACAAGAAGAAGAAUUCUGUAUUCAGUCUGUGAACAUUACAAUACUUUCUCCCAAACUGGACAAGUACAGUGUAUUUCAAAAUUAACUUUAGUGACUCUUACUUAACAUAUACUCUAAUAAUUCUGAUCUUCUCUUAAUAUGAAUAAAUUACAUACAUCGAAGUGUUACAUGAACAUUUGUAUAUGUGAAUGAAUUAAUUUGUUUGUUCAAGUAAACAAAAAGGGAACAAUACACAAACAAUAAAGUAUCCUUUGUUUAAAAUUGUAUUAUCAAACAAAAUAUUUUGUUUUGCAUUUUUGCUCAGAGAUGUCCUCAUAUUGCAUUAUGUACAAUGAUACUGGAUUACUCUUUUCCAAAUAACAGUGUAACAAAGGAAAUUAGUUUUCCUAUGCACAAAAAAUAAAUAGCACCUGCACCAAAAAUCUUUUCUGACAAUCAGAUAUUGAACAGUGUUAUUUUCAGUUCACUGUAUGAUGCAACAUGAAUUCCUCCCUAAUUACCAAAAUAUUUAAUUUAGUCACUGUUUAAUGUGAUAUAUAAAUUAAUUUCAAACACAUUCCACUUAGAGAGUAGUAAUGUGAAAAUUUAUUUAACCAUGUACGUGUCAUGUUUUCUUUGUAUUUUACAUAUUCUGUUCUUCAGUAUUUUGGGCAUUUGUUGACUAUCAGUAUGAUUUACAUUCUAUGGAUAGACUGAGAUUAAUGGUUUAGAAUGAUAUGAAACAUACAGCCAAGCUUGUUAUUAAUAGGAAUAUCAGAAGGUAUAAACUUUCUGCAGCAAGUAAUUAUGCAGUCUUGUUACUGGUAUAUUUGUGUAUGUGUUCAUACUGCUUAGAAUUUUCAAUAUAAAAUAUGAUUUAAAAAGAAAGAAACUAUUUGAUACUAGUCAAAUGUGAUGUGUUACCAACUUGCCCCCACCCAUUCAUUAAAACAGAAAUAAAGGAAAUAAAAACUCAGUUUGGUCAGGUGAUGCAUUUCAGACAACAUGGUAACUACCCAAAGAAGUAUGUUGUUAUGAUUAGUUAUAAAUUGUAUAGGGUCCAAAGAAAGGGAUUAAUAAACAUGUAUAUUAAAAAUUUAA
Messenger RNA from Zootermopsis nevadensis, 9041 nucleotides. Lineage: Eukaryota; Metazoa; Arthropoda; Insecta; Blattodea; Termopsidae. The record is from RefSeq and is a predicted model, not a curated record.